AUGUCUAUAACUACCACUGAAACGUUGCAAGAUGAACAGCUCAAGGGUCCCAAUGAUGCUGCCAAGAUCUUCCUCCUUGGUGGUGCCCCCCAAGAGAGUGUGGAGAAGUUGGAUCCCAGCGACCCUGCAGUAACUUUUAUCUUGAACUCUGAUGAUUUCAUCAAUCUUCAGAAGUAUAUUCGUGCCUGCACAGCACUUCCAUCCACCGAAUCGCUGUUUGAGGCCGAAUACUCUCGCGAGAACUUGAAAAAGUUCUUCGCAGAGGAUGACACUCUCUACAAUUUCAUGAAGGAAGUCCUGCCUAGGAUGCACAAGAGAGCCAACGACUUUCAGAUCAACACUAUUGAGCCUAUGAUCACUCUUGGAGGUCGCAUCGGUAACUUUGCCAAGGACUCUGGAAGAUUUAUGGAUAGGCUUGUCAAGAAUCUUGAAGUCAUGGGUCAGCCAGGAAUGGUCAAAGGAGUUGCUCAGUUUGACGCAGCAAAAUACGAUGCGGAAAAGACACUCGAUCGCCUAACUGACCAUGCCAAAAAGGUUGAAGUUGAGUGUAAGGAGAUGUUCGACAAGCUCACUGCGUUCAAAGUCGCCACGGAAACCCAAGAUCUUAAAGAUAUUACUGAAAUAUCUAGACGCCUCAAGAAGAUCAUACCUAAUGAUGAGGCUAAGAAAAGCAAGGUCCAGAAGCUGCUCGACGAUGCAAAGCGCCUCGUUGACGAAGCAAAGAACAUGCUUGAUGAUGAGGUGCGAAAGGCUCGAGAGCAAGGCAAGGCAAAGUGGUACCACUUUAUCCCAGUAGUGGGCACGAUCAUCUUGAUCAUCGACAUUGUCAAACACAAAGGUUUGAUCAACAGUCUUCGAGAACUGAACGACAGAUAUGAGCUGGCGAAGAAGAAGGGAGACAAUGCCAUAGAGUCUAUCACCGCAGCUUCUCAUCAGCUCGAUUCGCUGAUGAGUGAGGUCCAAGGCGUGACAGAUACUAUCGACAACGCCAUCGCAUCAGUGGACAAGAUGCAGAAGACAUUUAAUAGUCUUCAAGUUAUGUUCCAGGAUAUCAAGGAAAAACUCGAGUACACGACUAGCGAUCUCGGUGAUGAGAACAUCAAGAGCUUCAAUUUUCAAAUAGAGGAUCUCCGAGAUGCUGCAGUGACCUGGAAGCGUGUCUAUAUUCUUGCUCAGGUCUUUCAGAGCACUGGCCUGGUCAAAGAUGCAAAGGAUGCGCCUGUACAAGUAGGGCCGAUAGCAGAGAAAGAGUCAGGCUAG
Molecule: messenger RNA, 1260 nt
Organism: Trichoderma breve
Lineage: Eukaryota; Fungi; Ascomycota; Sordariomycetes; Hypocreales; Hypocreaceae
Exons: 6
Coding region: 1-1260 (419 amino acids)
Source: RefSeq, a predicted model, not a curated record